Messenger RNA from Anneissia japonica, 2947 nucleotides. RefSeq lists its product as uncharacterized. The record is from RefSeq and is a predicted model, not a curated record. Bases 1642 to 2718 code for a protein of 358 amino acids. Gene Ontology annotation, molecular function: DNA binding. The transcript has 4 exons. NCBI's taxonomy places the organism in Eukaryota, Metazoa, Echinodermata, Crinoidea, Comatulida, Comatulidae.
GAGGAAAGACUAGGUGUUCUACUGUAUUUGGUAUAGUGCUAUCACGCCUAUGUACUCAAGUAGCUCAGAGUGUGAAGACAUUUUUAGUAUAAAUUCAGAAAAGGGGUAUUAAAAUAUAUUAUAAUGCAGAAAUAUUGGUAAUAAUAAUAAUAAUAAUUAAAGCAAAUGAAAUAGGCUAUGUCCGUUGAUACACUAUUCCCGAUACGGUGUUUACAUCCUGGUUUCUUUUUUCGAUUAUGAAUGAAAUUUGACCAAAUUUAAAACGAUACAAAAUAAAUAUGCAAAGAAAUAAAGUCAAGGUUGGUUUAAAUACGAAGUAACACAUGCAGUAGGCCUAUACCGAUGUUUACUCUAAGGAUUCAGGAAAGAAAAAUCUGAUUUGAUGUGAAGUUGCUAAAAAGGUUUCAAAUUAUAGGCUUAAAGUUAGAUGAUUUUUUCUUAUUUUGAGACUGCUGUAGUUUUUGUGAUACAAUGAAGAAAAUUAAGUUAAGUGUCCCUUUAAUAGGGGUUACGGUACUGUAUUUGGUAUAGUCUAUUUUUAAACAUUUAAAAAAAAUAGGCCUAUUACGUUUGUAGGCCUACGGUAUAUGACACCUUUAUUUUAUGAUUUUGAUUAAUAGUAGGCCGGUCAUUAUAAUGAAACUAUUUAUUUAUAGCUAGGCUACAUUUAUAUAAAACAUGGUUAAAACAAUAAAUAGUUUUUUUUUGGUCAAGGAUAAUAUCCAUUGUAACUGAAUUACGUAAGAAGGAAGCGCAUAUCACGCUAACGUUUGAAUGAAAUUUGAUCAAAUUUAAAAUGAUACAAAAUAAAUAUGCAAAGAAAGACAUGAUUGGUUUAUAGGAAGUAACACAUAGGCCUAUUAUACCGAUGUUCAUUCUAAGGAUUGAAUGAAAUUGUCUUACUUUGAGACUGCUGUACAGUAGUUUUUGUGAUACUAUGAACAAAAAUUAUGUUACAGUCCAGAUCAUUUCGUUUUAGUAUAACGUGUAUAAUUAACGUUGAAACCUUUCGUAUUUUUAACACACAGUAGGCUAUUUAUCUGUAAUCAUUUCUAGCGUAGGCUAAUUAAAAAUUUACACAAAUGUAUUCGGCAAAUAAUGUCGAACAUAAUAUUAUAUGUGUUAAAUCCAUCAUUAAAUAUUUUUCUUUCCUAAUUUCUGAAAUAUUUAUUCGUUUAACAUUCUAAAAAAAAAAAUGUAAUCAUUCAUACUAAAUUUAAUAGUUUAUUCAUCUCGGGCGUAUUUAGACUCACUUUUUAAGGCGUUAGGCGUUCAUUCAAUUCAACAAACUUGCGUGCUAUUGUGUAUGUGGAAACAUCAACACACUGGAUACGCCUAUAUAGGGCCUACGCCUUUCUGUAUAAACAAUAUAGUAGCGUCUAAACAGAAACCGUAGAAUUAAAACUUUCGCUAUUGUUUGUUAAAACUACUACAGUGGUACUAUAUUAUAAUUAAAGUAACCAAUCAGCAGAUUAUGAUCUCAAAUCUCGAAACAUAAAUGGCUGCUCUUAGGUGUAGGUUAUCACCGGUGUGACUGAACGCUCUAUAAAUAUAAGACCCUUGUACAAACCAAGUUACAGUUCACUUCUAAAUGACAAUAAUAACAGUACUGCGAAUCUAUCUGAAAUUAAGAAUUAAAUUAUGGCGUAUUUCCUUGUAAAAUGGCUGGAGCCGAAGAAAGACAAGGGUUGCAUAUCUCACGUACUCAGAAGUGAGAUUGACUCGAACGAUCAUAUCGAAGUUGGUAUGACAGUGAAGGCAAAGUAUAUUCGCCGUUACUACAAAGCAGAAAUCAUUGAAGUUUGUGAAGAAGAGGAAUCAGAUGGAGAGGAGAACGAAAGUGAAGGAGUAGUUGAGGAGCAGAAGGAAGAAGGGAAGGCAACAGUUGAUGAAGUGAAUGAUGUUGAAGAUGCCGAGGAAGAGGAAUUUGAACAGAAGGAAGCGGAGAAGGAAGCGGGGAAGGCAACAGAUGUAGUGAAUGAUGUUGGAGAUGUCGUUGAAGAGGAAGUUGAGGAGCAGAAUAUCAUGGGUGAAGAGGAAGCAGAAAUUGAAGAGUACGAAGUCCAGCCGAAGAGAAGAAGAGUGGAUGACUUCAACAUUUUCGACUUCUCUGAUAGUGAACUAACGUUUUCGGAUGGGCUGUGCAGCCACAGUUCUCCAAAACCAGACAACACAAUGAAACACCUGCUGGAAGGCUUGACAAGUUUGUUAGAAAGAUCGUCGACAGUGCAACAUAGAGAAAGCGCUAUCAAGGAGAAUGCAACAAUCCAAGCAUUAUUGCAACGAGUGGAUGCUCUGGAGAGAGAGGUGAGGAUGUUAAAGAGCUGCAGCAGACCACCCGCUUCUUCACUGAUGUCCAAUACCAGCACACACCCACUUCCUCCUGACGACGAUGGGGUGUAUUUGUUGGGGGGAGUGGUGCCCGUCAGCAAUCGGGCUUAUCGAAAGUGUAGGAGUGGGACCAACAAAGCCUCCAGUUUAUCUAGGAGCCUGUUAGAGCUGUUAUUUACAAACGAGGAGCUCGUGAAUUGUACGCUAAGUGGUACGCGCAGCAACAAAACCGACAGACAACCACUAUCACCAAAGAGAAUGGAUGCUAUAUUUGAGGAAGUAGACCUAGUGUUCCCGGGCUCUAGAAUUUCCGAAGAAAGGUCUAUUCGCGAAGCGAUAAAUGGCAAAUGCCGGUAUUUGAGAUUUACCAAAAAACGAGAUACUUAAAUGCUCUUGUCACCGCAUAUAUUAUAAAGCGUAUUAUUUAUUCAUUAUUUAUGCAUAUUUUCGUAAAUUAUACGGCCAAUUCUAUGUACCUGUAAUUUUAAAGUUAAUAUCUUGUUUAACUAACGAUCGAUUAUUUCUCAUUGAUUGUAAAUAUUAUUUUAAAUAGUUCGUUUUUGUGCAGUUUGAGAUAUAAUUCAAAAAUAAAACGUGAACUUUAUUUGAAUUUUAA